Messenger RNA from Penicillium malachiteum, 414 nucleotides. RefSeq lists its product as uncharacterized. The coding region runs from base 1 to 414 and encodes 137 amino acids. The transcript has a single exon. The record is from RefSeq and is a predicted model, not a curated record. NCBI's taxonomy places the organism in Eukaryota, Fungi, Ascomycota, Eurotiomycetes, Eurotiales, Aspergillaceae.
AUGUCUCGCCCGGAGAACCCCACGGCGCUUUCAGGCUUAGACGUGGCCGAGAGCAUUCAUCUUGAAGACCGAGAGCUUUUCGAGUCCACAAAGUAUUGGCUUUUCACACUGUUCCGAAUUGUCUAUGAUGCGGAAGCGCUUGAGCCCAUGGAAGUCCCCGAGGUCUCAAAGCAUUUCAUAUGGCUCAUGAUCGACUUAUCCGUAAAAAUGACGUUCCUCCAUGUGAAAAAGUUGCUGGAUUUGAUGCGCUUGGAAGCAGCAAAAUUGGCCCUGAGACCUAGGGUUCCAGUUGAGAUUGUGGAUCUGAUUCUCCAACAAAUUCCGGAAAGUCCACUUGUCACGGAAAUUCCGAAUAUCAUGCGCUGCAAAACAGAUCUCGCUUUGGAAAUUGCGAAAUUAGACCUUCAACGAUAA